GCGACAGAACAAAAACUAAAAACAAACACACAGCCGAUCUUUUCUCUUGUUUGUAUUGCUUGUUUUCCUUUGCACCGCGUGGAGUAGACGAGGAUUCAGGUUUCACUCUGAUGGGUUUCCAGUCCCAAUUGAAGAUUUAGCAGUCUAUUUGUAGGUACAGUGCAGGUGGCGACAAGUCUGGGCUCCUGAAUCCUGCUCUGCCAGUACUGAAACCUGUCCUGCAAACCCACCCAGACUACUAAUCUGAGAAGGAUGUCUUCCAAGCGACCAGCCUCUCCAUAUGGGGGAACAGAUGGAGAGGUAGCCAUGGCGACAAGCAGACAGAAAUUGGAAGAUAAGGAGAGUGAUGGGCUCCCUGUCAUUCACCUACCCCUGAACUCCAGUUAUUCCAGCAAGCUUCAGUCGGAGGAGUUUCAGUCUGUAAACUCUUUGACCAGGGAAAAUUUCGGCCUUGACAGCCCCACUUCUCUCCACAAUUCAAUGGAACAAGAUGGCGUAAAGGGUCAGUCUCUGAGUCCAUAUGCGCAGCAAAACUCAUCUACCUCACCGACUAAGACAGAAGACUGCGCUCGUCAGGGCAGCGACUCGGGCUCCAGCACGGCUCUGGGGACCCCAGAGAGACGCAAGGGCAGCUUGGCCGAUGUGGUGGACACGCUGAAACAGAGGAAAAUGGAGGAGCUUAUCAAAAACGAGCCUGAGGAAACCCCCAGCAUUGAGAAGCUUCUAUCAAAAGACUGGAAGGACAAGCUUCUUGCCAUGGGAUCAGGGAACUUCGGAGAAAUUAAAGGGACUCCAGAAAGCCUUGCUGAGAAGGAGAGGCAGCUCAUGGGUAUGAUCAACCAGCUGACCAGUCUGAGGGAGCAGCUGCUGGCGGCCCACGACGAACAGAAGAAACUUGCAGCAUCUCAAAUCGAGAAACAGCGGCAACAAAUGGAGCUGGCCAAACAGCAACAGGAUCAAAUUGCAAGACAACAGCAACAGCUCCUGCAGCAACAACACAAAAUCAACCUUCUUCAACAACAGAUCCAGCAGGUUCAGGGUCAGUUGCCCCCGUUGAUGAUCCCAGUUUUCCCUCCAGACCAGAGGGCAUUAGCAGCAGCAGCAGCCCAGCAAGGAUUCCUCCUGCCCCCAGGCUUCAACUACAAACCUGGAUGCAGUGACCCUUACCCUCUUCAGCUGAUUCCUACUACCAUGGCAGCUGCUGCCGCGGCAACCCCAGGCCUCGGCCAGCUCCAGCUGCAGCAGCUGUAUGCGGCCCAACUUGCAGCCAUGCAGGUAUCUCCAGGGGCCAAACUACCUGGCAUGCCUCAUACCAACCUGGGAAACAUCCACUCGCCAACCAACAUCCAGACAGAGAAGUGCAGGAGCACCCCUCCACUGAAAAGCAAGGAGGAGGGUGCACAGCCAUUGAAUCUGUCAUCCAAGCCCAAGACAACUGAGAGCAAAACACCGACAUCCCCUGCAUCCCCACAGGUCCCCAGUAUGAAAAUGAGCACAGGAUCCAUGAAACACAGUUUCCAAGCCUCACUCGCCAGCCCUCCCUCCAGAAUGAACUCAAUAGAUCUUCUUUCCUCUAUCACCUCUGGUGGUUACUUGAAUGACCAUGAUGCAGUCAACAAGGCUUUUCAGGAAGCCAGGCAAAUGAAAGAGCAGCUCAGGAGAGAGCAACAGGUGCUGGAUGCAAAGGUGGCUGUAGUCAACAGUCUGGGGCUAAACAAUGGCAGAACAGAAAAGGAGAAAGCCGCUUUGGAAAGUCUGACACAGCAGCUUGCAGUAAAACAGACUGAAGAUGGGAAGUUCAACCAUGCCAUGAUGGAGUUUAAUAUGAGCGGAGACUCAGAUGGAAGCCCUAGUGUGUCCGAUUCAAGGAUGUUCCGAGAAGCCAGAGGCAGGGGAAGCAGCGAGCCUCAUAUCAAACGGCCCAUGAAUGCCUUCAUGGUUUGGGCAAAAGAUGAGAGGAGAAAAAUUCUACAGGCCUUCCCUGACAUGCACAACUCUAAUAUCAGCAAAAUUCUGGGGUCUCGCUGGAAAUCCAUGACAAACUUAGAAAAGCAGCCUUACUAUGAGGAACAGGCCAGGCUUAGCAAACAACAUCUGGAGAAGUACCCCGACUACAAGUACAAGCCCAGGCCCAAGCGCACCUGCCUGGUGGAUGGCAAGAAGCUAAGGAUUGGGGAAUACAAAACCAUCAUGCGCAAUCGGCGCCAGGAGAUGAGGCAGUACUUUACUGUUGGGCAACAAGGUCAGAUUCCCAUCAGCUCAUCAGGAGUUGUGUACCCCGGAGCAAUUGCAAUGGCAGGGAUGCCCUCCCCCCAGAUCCCCUCAGAGCACUCCAGCAUGUCGAGCAGCCCGGAGCCCAGCAUUCCCGUCAUCCAGAGCACUUACCUGCACAGCAUGAAGACAGAGGAGACCCAGGUCAAGGAGGAGAUACACAUGGAUGACAGCAACGGCAAUGUGUAUGAUGACUUUGAGUACGAGGACGAAGACGCAGAUUACGGCAGCGACAGUGAAAACCACAUCGCUGCACAAGCUGACUGAUGAGGGGGGUUCGCGGUCCAGGACUUUUUCAGCUCCACCGCUACCACCACCAACACAACCUCCACCUCUCCUCACCCACCCCGACACUGAAAGGAUAACAGUCCCCCUUCUGAUCUUUCUGGUGACCAGCGGCCAAGCACAAUAACUUUGUCAUACACUGACUGUUACUUAAACAAGAAAAAAAGUCUUAAACUAGUCAGGACUUCUGCUGAAUUCAAUACCUGUCUGCAAAGCAGGCUAAAGGAAAAAAAGAAAAAGCAGUUUAUGUACUAUGGGUCAAAAAAUAAAGAAACAGAAAAUAGGAUGCCAGUAAUUCAGCUGCUAUACCCAAGCACUGAAGUCUUACCCUUUGACGUGUCUAUUGAAAAACUUUUAAAACAGCUGUUUGUCCUACGACGUUCUAUAAUAUCCUCACUCAGGUACACAGUGCCAACAAGUGGCUUGUGAAUGUGUUUUGAUGUUUUUGUGCAGUUUUUUUUUUUUUUU
Polyodon spathula (Mississippi paddlefish) is the source of this 3024-nucleotide messenger RNA. Its product is annotated as transcription factor SOX-5-like. Gene Ontology annotation, biological process: regulation of transcription by RNA polymerase II; cell fate commitment; positive regulation of chondrocyte differentiation. Gene Ontology annotation, molecular function: RNA polymerase II cis-regulatory region sequence-specific DNA binding; DNA-binding transcription factor activity, RNA polymerase II-specific. Lineage: Eukaryota; Metazoa; Chordata; Actinopteri; Acipenseriformes; Polyodontidae. The transcript is spliced from 17 exons. The record is from RefSeq and is a predicted model, not a curated record. The coding region runs from base 253 to 2538 and encodes 761 amino acids. Gene Ontology annotation, cellular component: nucleus.